Messenger RNA from Daphnia pulex (common water flea), 1470 nucleotides. Its product is annotated as zinc finger protein SNAI2-like. Lineage: Eukaryota; Metazoa; Arthropoda; Branchiopoda; Diplostraca; Daphniidae. The coding region runs from base 1 to 1470 and encodes 489 amino acids. The record is from RefSeq and is a predicted model, not a curated record. The transcript is spliced from 4 exons. Gene Ontology annotation, biological process: regulation of DNA-templated transcription. Gene Ontology annotation, molecular function: RNA polymerase II cis-regulatory region sequence-specific DNA binding; DNA-binding transcription factor activity, RNA polymerase II-specific.
AUGCCGAAAUCGUUCCUGUUUACUCAUCGGCGUUACAACGUCAGUCCCGUUCCGACCGAUGAGGCUGCGACGUCGCUUGCAUCACCGCAGAGGAAUGGCAAAGAUGACGUCGUCCCGGUGGUGAAACAAGUUCAAAAGUUACAACGCCACAUCCAGCAGCAGCAACAGCAGCCGCAACAGAGAAGGAGCAAUCCAGCAUCCAGCGGCUAUCCAGCGUUCCCUCUAUCGCCCGGCCAAGGAUCGAUUGCCGAGCUCAAAUCGCCCGGUCGGCCGCAGUCGGCCCGCAUUUCGCCCGUCAUCGGGAGCAGCAUCCCCAUCGUUCCAGCCGUGGCUCCCAACGGCCGCCUGGGCCUCCACCAGCCACAGCACACCAAUAAUGCAGCAGCCAUUCCCGAGGAGAUGUACAAUCUCUUCCAGCUGGCCGAAGUCAGUCUGGCCGCUUCCGGCGGCAGUGAAUUCCGCUCGGUGCUGGAACGCUGGAGACACCAGCAGCAAGGACUGGUCAUGGCCAGGGCUCUCAAAAGUCCCGUCGUCAAAAUCCUGGACAUGUCGGCAGCAGCCGCCGCCGCCAAUUGUGCCGGUCACUCACCGAUUCCGGUGCUGGACAAACCGCUGGAUCUGAGCCGAGAUCCGGCCACAAUAACGACGGCCACCGCCGCUGCGACGGAAGUGCGGAUCUUGACGCCUUCGCCGUCGCCAACUCCGUCCGAGACUCACCUGACCAUCAAUCUCGGAUUGCGCAAGAAAUUACGGCCGCAAACAACUUCGUCAUCAUCCGGCCAUCGCGGCUCAUCCGAGGCGGAUGACGACGAUGAGGACGACGAUGAAGAGGACGACGAAGAAGAUGAUGAAUUGGAUGCCACGGAUUCUUGCUGGUCGCCCGAUGACGUCGCCUCUUGCAAGUCCGUCUCCGUCGUCGUCAAGGGCCCAUCCAUCAGCACCGGCAGCAACAGCGGAGACAGUCACAGCGGACCAGACGGCCACGAAUGCCCCGAUUGCGGCAAGCGCUACAGCACGUCGUCCAAUCUAGCCCGUCAUCGGCAAACUCACCGAUCGCCAGCUGAUCAAAAGGCGAGACGUUGUCCUCAUUGCGAUAAAGUUUACGUUUCGGUUCCGGCUUUCUCGAUGCACGUCCGAACCCACAGUCAAGGAUGCAAAUGCCCCUAUUGUGGUAAAUCGUUCUCCAGACCGUGGCUCCUGCAAGGCCACAUCCGAACUCAUACAGGCGAGAAGCCGUUCACCUGUCAAAUUUGCGAGAAAGCUUUCGCCGACAAAUCCAAUCUGCGCGCCCACAUCCAGACUCAUUCCAAUUUGAAGCCGUUCACGUGCCAGCGCUGCGGCAAGGCCUUUGCUCUCAAAUCCUAUCUCUACAAGCACGAAGAGUCGUCGUGCAUGAAACUGGUCACCAAAAUAACGGCCGACGCCGAUCCCAAAGACGAUUCAACCAGUCAGCAGUCAAUAACCGAAUAG